This is a messenger RNA of Dermatophagoides farinae (American house dust mite), 1311 nucleotides long. The record is from RefSeq and is a predicted model, not a curated record. NCBI's taxonomy places the organism in Eukaryota, Metazoa, Arthropoda, Arachnida, Sarcoptiformes, Pyroglyphidae.
GAAAAAAUUACAAUCAAAACAGCAACUACAAACAAUGAUGACAUUCUAAUGGACAGUAAAAAAGUCAAUUAUCAUGUCUCAACAAGCAAAGAAUUUCAGCCCAAACAACAACAAUCCAUUUUGUCAAUGAAAAUGUUUUCAUCAAACAACAAUCAUCAUCAUCACCAACAACAACAACAACCAAAUGUUGGUGAUGAUGGUGAACAAAUGGAACGAAAACGAAUGGACAAAAAAGUUUCAAAUGAUGAAAUUCAAAGAAAAAAUUCCAAUGAAACAAUGGCAAAGACGACGACGACGACGACGACGACAUCAUCAAUGAUGGUGAUUAAUUCAAUGUUACUGCCAUCACCAUUGAAACGUAAUGAUAAUGGUAUCAAAUAUGGUUGCCUUAUAAAUUCAUCUAGGCUGAUGUUGCCCAUAUGGUAUAUGGUCGAAUUGAUACUUAACUUAAAUCCAACACAUGUUAAUAUACAGCCACCAAUUGGUUCCUAUCUAUCGGAUGAAUUGAAAACAGAAGUUGUAUGCCGUUCAUAUGGUGCACGACCAUUUUCUCUCAUCACCUGGAUAUUAAAUGGUGUUAAUGUUACCGAAUUAAGUGAUUAUGAUUUUGAAAUGAAUUACACUGAAAGUGUAUUACGUUUCAAACCACAAUGGACACAGGAUCAAAAACGGCUAACAUGUUUAUCAUAUAAUCCGAUAAUCAUUACAGAUAAUGAUCAUUUACAAUCAUUGAUUGAUUAUUAUAAUGUAACCGAAUUGGAAACAUCAAAACGAAAUGAUGGCCAAAAUGAUGAUGAUGAUGAUGAUGAUAAUAGGCCACUAUCAUGGGAUUCAAUCAUAUUGGAUAUUAAAUAUACACCAAAACUAAAAUUAAUGGCUCGAAUUGAACAACAACAACAACAGCAACGAUCAUUAAACAAUGAUGAAUCACAUAAUUAUCAAUUGUAUGAUGAAAUUAUUAGCCAAAUUAUUAUUGCCGAUCAACAAAUAUCAAGUCAUUCAUCGACAAAUCAUAGACAGAUCAAUCAGCUACACACAAUGGAAGGUCAAAAUAUAACAAUGGAUUGUCUGUUUCGAGCAAAACCAAACGCUACAGUAAUACGUUGGUCACAUAAUCAUGAUGAAAUAUGGCAAGAAAAAUCUGGAAUUGAAAUUGAACGUAAUCGAUUACGUAUAAUCAAUGCACAAGCUCAAAUUCAUUCUGGCCUUUAUCGUUGUAUUGUAUUCAAUUCUGAAGGACGUGGCCUAAGUAAUGAGAUUAAGAUUUUUGUUGAUUGUAAGUAUUCAUAUAUUAAUGAAUUCAUCAAGUAA